CUGAGCAUCAGAGGUGUACAGGAGGAGGACCCUCCAGAUCCCCAGAUCAUGCGUCUGGAUAACAUGCUGCUGGCCGAGGGAGUGUCUGGGCCCGAGAAGGGUGGCGGAUCAGCGGCGGCGGCCGCAGCUGCAGCAGCGGCUGGAGGAUCACCUAACGACAGCAGCAUCGAGCACUCAGACUAUAGAGCCAAACUCGCACAGAUCCGCCAGAUCUACCACUCUGAACUAGAGAAAUAUGAACAGGCUUGCAGUGAGUUCACCAAUCAUGUGAUGAACUUACUGAGGGAACAGUCCCGCACACGGCCUAUCUCGCCCAAAGAGAUCGAGCGCAUGGUGGCCAUCAUCCACCGCAAGUUCAGCUCCAUCCAGAUGCAGCUCAAGCAGAGCACCUGUGAGGCCGUCAUGAUCCUUCGCUCUCGCUUCCUUGAUGCCAGACGUAAGAGACGCAACUUCAAUAAGCAAGCCACAGAGGUGCUGAAUGAGUACUUCUACUCUCACCUCUCCAACCCUUACCCCAGUGAGGAAGCCAAGGAAGAGUUGGCCAAGAAAUGUGGGAUCACUGUCUCUCAGGUCUCGAAUUGGUUUGGCAACAAGAGAAUUCGGUACAAGAAGAACAUUGGUAAGUUCCAAGAGGAAGCAAACCUGUACGCCGUUAAAACAGCCGUGGAUGCUGCCAAUGUGUCGGCACAGGCCAGCCAGGCAAACUCUCCAGCAACACCCAACUCAGGUAAAGUGCACAGCAGCCCUCCCAUCAUCUCUAGCAGAUAGUGAAGCUACACAACGCACACCACUUGCCACAAUCACACUCCUAUCUACAUGCGCUUCAUGCGAUUUUCUUUCCAUUUCAGUUCUGUUCUCAAGUCUGUUCUUGUCUGUCCAUCUUUUUUUCCUGUCAUAGAGAAUGCUUGUUUGUUUGUAUUUGCAUCAUGCACUUGCUGGGUGAGAUUUAGAUGUUGUCAAUCUGGGUUGCGCUGUAAAGCUGAUCUGAUUGUAUCUAGGUAACAGCUGUUUUGUAAACUUCUUCAGGAUAAAGCCGUCAUAGUGUCGUUUUUCUAUGGACCUGGGCGGUAUGACUGCAUACAUCACACAUUCGUAGAAAAGUGUUUAUGAAUGGGUAUUGUUAGGCACAACAUAACGCAGAGUUUAGUUUUAUGGUUACAUAACAUCACAUUAAUAUGACAUUGUAUAGAUAGGAAGCUGAUGUGUGAUCACAGGUUUCAGGCUCAGUCAGUGUUUUUGAACUUAUGCCAGACUUGUUUAUUUGUUAUGAAUAAUCGUAUUUUUUGUUUCACAUCCAUCAUGUUACAGAGGAAAAAAUGCAAAUGAAAACUACUUCAUCUCAUUUGAUUAAAGCAGGGUUUCCCAAACCGGGGUUUGUGAGGGAACUGCAGGGGUUUUGUAAGUUAAUGAAUAGCUAAAAAUGACUUAAAUCAUA
Molecule: messenger RNA, 1435 nt
Organism: Sinocyclocheilus grahami
Lineage: Eukaryota; Metazoa; Chordata; Actinopteri; Cypriniformes; Cyprinidae
Product: pre-B-cell leukemia transcription factor 1-like
Exons: 4
Coding region: 49-768 (239 amino acids)
Biological process (GO): regulation of DNA-templated transcription
Cellular component (GO): nucleus
Molecular function (GO): DNA-binding transcription factor activity, RNA polymerase II-specific; DNA binding
Source: RefSeq, a predicted model, not a curated record